AGAGGCAGACAGGCUUGUAAGAACCAAGGAGCAGAGCAAGGCGAGAGAACGCACAGCUACAACGCUUCCCAAUCAAAUUUGACACGAAGCAGACACAACUUUGGAAACCAAGAGAAACACGAUGAAUCUCACGCAUUUGGUAGCUUGUGGACUAUUGGUGACCCUGCUUUCCGUGAGCAUGGAGGCAAAACCAUUGACGGAGUCACAACAGAAGUCCCUGACCAGUUUACUAGGCGAGGAGCUUUCUGAAUAUCUGACGUCCGGGGAGCGGGACUUGAGACUUGAAAAUUCGAGAGUACGACUCCUCAGGGACCUGCGUCUGGACGCCAGGGCUAAAGCGACCUGGGCUCGCAUCAUGAACGAUCACCCCAACCCCAGGAAAUACAAAGGCAUCCACAAGAAGGGUCUGUCCAAAGGCUGCUUCGGACUCAAGCUGGACAGAAUAGGAUCCAUGAGCGGGCUGGGCUGUUAGAGCUACGGCACACAGUUGGGGAGGCGGGCACUCAUUGGAAGAUGGGUUUUGGACAACUUUGUUUUAGUUGCUCAGAACAAUAGAACAAUACCAUCCUUAUUCAAGAAACUGAUAGGUUCGAAUUCCGGUACGAAGAACCGUCUUCACCAGCGUUACUGAAGAUCCUGAAAACCAUCACAAUAAACACAUACGCAACAAAACAGCGGACCGUGUUGUAGAAUCUAAUAAUGCAAAGCUGUAUAUUAUUGUCGCUGCUGUACAUUCAUGUACUUCAUUCCUGCAUAAAUGUAUUUAUGUUUAAAAACUAUUUAUAUGUUUAUAAAGAGAUAUUUAUGAAUAUGAGUUUUAUUUAUGUAACAUUUUUUUGAAAUUGAUGCAAACUGCAGGUCAAAUACGUUUGUAACUUUUUGUCUUAAAUAGCUGUAAAUGUUAAAAAAAAAGAAAAAAGAAACAUUCCACAUGCA
Molecule: messenger RNA, 936 nt
Organism: Polyodon spathula (Mississippi paddlefish)
Lineage: Eukaryota; Metazoa; Chordata; Actinopteri; Acipenseriformes; Polyodontidae
Product: C-type natriuretic peptide 4-like
Exons: 3
Coding region: 122-472 (116 amino acids)
Biological process (GO): cGMP biosynthetic process; receptor guanylyl cyclase signaling pathway
Cellular component (GO): extracellular region
Molecular function (GO): hormone activity; hormone receptor binding
Source: RefSeq, a predicted model, not a curated record